AUGGCUCUGGACGGCUCAUUGAUGAAAUUUAUCCACCUCGGUGAAGGCCCAGUAGCUCAGAAGUUCUCCUCUAAUGAGGCUCAGUGGAUCAUCGAUUCACGUGAUGAUUACCCCAAGGAACGUCUCGCUCGCAUGCAUGAUGCUUAUUCCGCGUUCAAGUGCCAUACUAUCAUGAACUGCACGAAAACCUGCCCGAAGGGCAGAUUUGCCAUGAAAGCCAUGGCGGUUAGAUGA
Messenger RNA from Cooperia oncophora, 234 nucleotides. The record is from the annotation of a GenBank genome assembly. NCBI's taxonomy places the organism in Eukaryota, Metazoa, Nematoda, Chromadorea, Rhabditida, Trichostrongylidae.